AUGGAGCUUGUGGCGCGCCCCAUCUGUGUGGUCUUCGUGAUUCUGCAUCUGAGCCUCGGAGUUCCCUUGGCUUGGACUUCGGCAGGGAAUUUCCGCGGGACCGUGCAGGAUUUCGGCAAACGUCAAGUCGAAGUGUUCGCCGGGAUACCGUUCGCGAAACCGGCCCUGAAACUCAAUCGUUUCAGACCGCCAGAGAAAUUGAAACGUUCCCCGUUGAUUUCGAGGUUCGCUCCCUUCGGCGUGAUCAAAUACCCCGCGUCCUGUGUUCAGUCGCCGGCCACCAACACGAGUGAGGACUGUCUGUAUCUAUCUGUGUGGAGACGUCAGGGAACAAUCGCAAUUAACCGGAAACCAGUAGUCGUAAUCAUACAUGACGGUGGCUUCUACAGAGGGAGUGGCCACGGUGAAUGGCACGGAAACGCUCUCGCGGCUCUGGGAGACGUAAUCGUGGUCGGCUUCAACUAUAGGCUCGGAGUGUUGGGUUUCCUCGAUCUCGGCGUGCACGGCGCCGAAGGCUCCGUGGGACUCGAGGACAAGCAACUCGCUCUGGGAUGGGUCCAUGAUCACACAUCCGGGUUCGGCGGGGACCGGCAUAACAUCAUUCUUCUCGGUACCGAAGCUGGGGCGUCCAGCGCGAUUUACCAUAUCAACCAGACCUCGAGUCGAUACCAGGGUGCGAUCGUCGAUCUGCUAUGGUCACCCCCAGACGAUAAAAGAACUCUCUUCGAAAGAGGACUCGAGGUCUCCAAGAACCUAAAUUGUUCAGGGGGAGAACCGGAGGCAAUCGCUUUCUGUUUGCGCACGCAGAGUGUGGAAACUUUGGCAGGAAUAGGCCAAAUUUUCCAUCCAAACAUAAGCAUUGACGUCAGGACGAACGGCCUCCCCGUGGUAGUCGGCUUCGCCGUGCCUGGUUCUCGUAACGUCGCUUUGGCGUCUGUAUGCAAAACACUCCGCUGGGCCGAAAGCGCUGCAGAAGCGGGAUCUUCGGUGAACCUGUUUCUCUGGCGAAAAAAUUCAGCGGCCCUACUGGAGUUCAUCGGAUCUGCUCUGGGCUCGCGCUCCGGAGACAGUGAAUCCUCUCAGGACCAUAACAAUCCCGCGAUCCCGAGGUUGAACUUGACGGAGACUGUGAGGGAAAUCACUCAGUGGGAAAGCUCAAAUCACUCCCUCUUUUGGACAAAUGCAAGCCCGGACACCGAAUCAAACGAGAAAUCGGUCGAAAGGCUGACGUUGGCCAAUCUCGGCAGAGAGAAUCUCGAAUGA
Molecule: messenger RNA, 1263 nt
Organism: Galendromus occidentalis (western predatory mite)
Lineage: Eukaryota; Metazoa; Arthropoda; Arachnida; Mesostigmata; Phytoseiidae
Product: acetylcholinesterase-like
Exons: 1
Coding region: 1-1263 (420 amino acids)
Biological process (GO): acetylcholine catabolic process; choline metabolic process
Cellular component (GO): plasma membrane
Molecular function (GO): acetylcholinesterase activity
Source: RefSeq, a predicted model, not a curated record